AUGGCCUCUUUACUUCGACAGAUUGUUGCGGGACCUCGAGCACGGCACGCCGAGUCGGAUUUAGACCUUUGCUAUGUCACCAACAAUAUUAUUGCAACAUCUGGUCCUUCAGGCACAUAUCCCCAAAGAGCUUACCGGAACCCGCUCGAUCGGCUCGUUACCUUCCUCGACUCGAAGCACAAGGACCAGUGGGCGAUAUGGGAGUUCCGCGCAGAGGGAACGGGGUAUCCCGACGAAGAGGUAUACGGCCGUGUGCGACAUUACCCGUGGCCUGAUCACCACCCGCCCCCGUUCCGCCUGCUUCCCAUGAUCAUGGCUAGCAUGCGAAAUUGGCUUCAGGGAGGCGAUCUCGAGCCGGGCAAUGUUGCUGUUAGUGCCUCUGACAAGGCUGCCGAGGGCAAUGAUAAGAGGGUUGUCGUCGUUCACUGCAAGGCUGGCAAGGGCAGGAGUGGAACAGUAUCCUGCAGCUACCUUAUCUCCGAGUGCGGCUGGAAGCCCGAAGAAGCUCUCACGAGGUUCACGGAGAGGAGAAUGCGACCCAAGUUUGGAGCGGGUAUCUCGAUUCCUAGCCAGCUGCGAACGAUCACAUACGUCGACAGGUGGACUCGAGGUGGGAAGAAGUACGUUGACAGGGCCAUUGAGAUUAUGGAAAUCCAUGUCUGGGGUCUGCGAAGUGGCGUCAAGUUUGACGUCGAAGGAUUCGCCGAGGAGGGAAAGAAGAUCAAGGUGUUUCACACAUUCAAGAAGAGCGAGAGGAUCGUCGUCCAGGGCGAUACACCAAGCGGAGGCGGAGUCGGAUCUAUGGUAUCCGAUCUCGCCAGCGUCAGCGUCAAGCCUACGGAGAAAGCACCUGCCGCGGCGCCUUUGUCGGAACCUACCAACACGAACAAUGCAAAGAAGAGCAGCUCUGACAAGGAUGCUUCAGGGCCUGAAAAGGAUGAUACUACGCCUACCCGAAGCGAGUCAAAGAAGUUGCGCAAUGCGGCGACGACGUCCUUGAUUCACACACCCGAGUCGAGCGCGGCUCAGAAGAGAAGCGAUACUGAUGCUCCGCUGGCAGGGCAAUCAAGCACACAAGCCCAAGCGAAGUCAAAUGGCGGCGAAGACGGCGAGCCUGGCGGUAUGGCUGUUAUUCUCAAGCCAACGGAGCCCAUCCAUAUUCCCAACAGCGACGUCAACAUCUCAGUAGAGCGCCGUAACCGCACCUCGUCCUCCAUGGGCCUCACAAUGGUCACUGCUGUUGCCCACGUCUGGUUCAACGUCUUCUUUGAGGGCAACGGCCCGGAGCAAGAUGGCAAGGCUGACGCCAGCGGCGUCUUUGAGAUUAGCUGGGAUGCCAUGGACGGCAUCAAGGGGUCUAGCCGCAAAGGUUCCCGCGCCUUCGACAAGAUCGCCGUUGUUUGGCGUGUGGCAGACUCGCAGCGGGCCGAAGACGGUGGCGACGAAGUGAUUGCGCCGACAGCCGGCGAGAUCAUCAAUGAGCCCUCGUCUGGAUCACCUGUUCCGCAGAUGCAGGCCGCUGAUUGGAAGGGUCAUAACAAAGAGGACCCCGUCGCGGAGAAGCACCUUGGACUGAGGAAUGAGAGCCCCGAGAGCGCGGACGUGAGCCGCGCGAGCAGUGUCAAGGACGAUGCGGGCGUGUUGAGCGGCGGCAAGGAUGGUAAUGAUACGGAUUCUAUGGAGGGUGUAAAGACGAGUGGGCCGUUUGGCGAAGAGCAGCUCGACGCUGAAGAUGUCGAUGUGAAGAAGGUGGAGAGGGAGGUUAGGGAGGGGAGUUUGAACAAGCAGGCGGACCCUGGGCCCGAGUUGCUUGAUUCUCCUGACACCGCGAGCGGGACGACGGCGAUUGGGAGCACGGAGGUGAAGAAGUGA
Colletotrichum acutatum is the source of this 1872-nucleotide messenger RNA. RefSeq names its product dual specificity phosphatase. The record is from RefSeq and is a predicted model, not a curated record. The transcript has 2 exons. Gene Ontology annotation, molecular function: protein tyrosine phosphatase activity; protein tyrosine/serine/threonine phosphatase activity; phosphatidylinositol-3,4,5-trisphosphate 3-phosphatase activity. Lineage: Eukaryota; Fungi; Ascomycota; Sordariomycetes; Glomerellales; Glomerellaceae. Gene Ontology annotation, biological process: negative regulation of cell population proliferation; regulation of phosphatidylinositol 3-kinase/protein kinase B signal transduction; cell motility. Bases 1 to 1872 code for a protein of 623 amino acids. Gene Ontology annotation, cellular component: plasma membrane; nucleus; cytosol.